AUGGUUGCGUUGCUGUCGUUGUUGCGGUCCGAUUACAAGCAGGAGCAGCAACAGCAGCCGCCGUCGGGCAAGAAGAGCCGCACGUCGACGUCCGCUACGUCGACGGCGGCCGCCACCAGAAGCAACGUCGUUCUUGCGAGCAGACGCGUAAGCAGCAACGCCGGUGACAGCAACAGCUACGACAGCGGGACGUUCAACAGCAACGCGCGUACCUCGUCGACCCGCGAGGUGGUGUUCCCGGACUCGUUCGAGGUGCUGCCGCAACCCCGCGAUCUCAGCGUCGUCUACAUGGGCGUGCCCCACGAGCAGCAACGGAAGUUCAGGUGUCGUUUCUGCGGCAAGGGAUACCGAUGGAAAAGCACGAUGCGUCGCCACGAGACGGUCGAGUGCGGCGGAAAACCGCCGGCGUUUCAAUGCCCCGAGUGCCCGUACAAAGCCAGGCAACGCGGCAACCUGACCGUGCACUACAAACGACAUCAUCAGAAAAUCGGUUACGACGAGGGCGCCUAAAACGCACUGUACGCGAAGAGAUUCGUCGAUUUCGUCUUGGGUACUUCUCGCGAGCCUUUUUCGUGAGAAGCACCCCCAACGAUUCGCGAAUGAACCUCGAGGGGGUACUCGGUUUUUUCUUUUUUUUUUUUUAAGAUCAAUUGGUUCGAUGGUAUUUGAGAAAAUUCACUAUUAUUCAGUAUAUAGAUUGCCAAGGUAUGUAUAUCAUCUUAAUUCCAGUUGUAGACACUCUUUCAAAGACAAAGUUAGAGGUAUUCCUUUUUGAGCUGGCUCAAAAACAAAUUUCUUUUGCUGAUAUGUAUAGUAUCUUUAAUUCCAGUUGUAGACACCCUUCGAAUCAGCGAUUGCCCCCUCGAACCGUGUACGUGCCGUUUCAGAGACUUGGAGUCUCUCCGAUUGGCACGAUCGUCCUGGAAAUAUCUUUGUCCGGCUUUCUUUCCCUUUCUUCCACGGAAAUCGAGCAGUUAGUGGACCGCGGGAGUGUAAUAAUUGUAAAUAACAAAACGUGAGAGACGCGCGAGAGUUAUUUUUCGAAGUGUUUGAGGGAUUACGUCAGGGGGUUGAGCUGACAAGUAAAGCAUUAUCCGGAAUUUUCUUCCAAAGAUCGUCUCAGUUUUCUAAAAGCUCAAAGUAUAAAUUGAUUUAAAUUUCACAAGAAAAAUUUUAUUUCUGUUAAAUAUAUGGCCAAAAGGUGUCUUCACUGAUCUUCGUAAAAGAUUUCCGGAAUCUGCCCCCGCUUUUCAAGCUCUCGCGCUGACGUAGCCGCUUAAAAAUCUUUAGUUGUAUCUGUUUCCCCGGGCUUAGAAGCAUAAGCGUUCGUAUUAGUGAAUCACGAGCUAUCGUAGGAAAGUUAUAAGAUUUAUUUUUCUGUUUUCUCAAGUUAUUACCUCAACGUAAGAAUUUAUCGUGGUAUUUCGGUUUCUAUUUGUACAUAAUCUCCAGUCUCUAUACUUUUAUUUAAAGGGUAUUUUCUUUUCGUUCUAUAGGAGUUGUUUAUCGAUUGAUCUGUUCUUUUAGUUUCUAGACGAACCGGAAUUCGGUGUUUGCAUUUAUUGUUUAAAACGAUCGCGACUCGUUUCGAUUCCGGGCCGUUCGACGACAUUCGAUUUCUAUGGCGAUCGUACCACAGAACAAACGCAGUUUAUUUCUCCGAACUUUUACAAAACAUUCCAACGAUGCGCGAUAUCUAUUAUAUUUUUUGUUGAGUCUCAGGAUUUUUAUCGACUUAAAGCAACGGUGUAAUGAAAGAAUUUAUUGUACGUACUGUUCUUAUUGUAUUAACGUCGAGACAAAAUUGACGAUCGUGUUACCACUAUCUGAAACUUCUUAACUAUAGAAUUUCAUAUAUCUUCUAGUACUUUCGUACUAGUACUCUGCCUCGAUAUCGAAACGUUACAAAUUUAUAUAAGGUAAAUUGAACCGACGAGGCAGCAGUAGGUACGAAAUUAUAUCGAUCAUUCCGAGCGUGAUAAAGAUAAGGGUAAAAAAAAGUGCCUUGUUUUGAUAGAAACGAAACGUUUUAAGUAAAUCUAAGAUGCGAGUCGAUCGUGCGCCUUGCACGAUUGUCGUGUAUCACUGGUGAUUUUUGUCAAAUAAUCUCCAGAAAAUCGGUUACCUGAGAGCACCUUAUAGACUUACGAUAGACAAUAAUAAUUAUACGAUCUUCCAUUUUCGCCUUAGAAUCGAGAAACAAAUGCGAGGAACCUAUGAUUCCUCGGUCCGUUGUUCCUCGUGUAAAAAUCUGUACUUCAGCGAUGUGCAUUUAUCGGGUAGGAAAAUGGCGACGAAAAGACGAAAAGAAAGAAAAAAAAAAAAAAAUAUUCGAAAUCUUCGACUCUUCUUGCAUUUUAAAUGAGAGGCGACCGACAAUAACGGAUUAGAGGUUUCUAAAUAUGUAGUAUUCUAUUUUUUUAACGGCCACUAAGCGCCUCUAAUAAUCGCGAUCGUAUUUGUGGCACACGGUUCUCGAUCGUCGCGGUUGCCCAGUAUCGUCGAAAUACCAACUUUUUAUACUCGAUAACGGUACAGCUCGACGACUUUGUAAUCUUAUUGUUAGAUAUUCGACUCGGUACUGGGCAAGUCCGUUACGAUCGACAGAACCACGCUCGACAAUCGACGUUAGACGUUAGAAUUUUUAAGGACCACUGUACCUUUAAGCGAAUUUAUCGUUGCGGAGAAACUUACCCCCCCUAUUUUAUUCCAACAGAAGGAUCUAACAAAUCCGUUCGAGCGGACAAAGGAGCCGAUCUCCGAUUCGAUACUUUUUCUUUCUAAACGCGGAACAAGCUCGCGAACAUUCCCACGAUUCUCUCGACGACCGACUCCGUUUGUCGUUGCACGCGGAACUCAUUCUUAGUGUAUUAAGGAAGCAACGUUAUUUUUUUCCAUUUUUUAUACGAGCAUUUAUACGCGCGCGCGACGAGAAAUAGCGUGUACAUGCGAGAGAGAAAAAAAAAGAGAAGAGAACGGACCGCGUCUAGGGACUUUUGUCUCUGGAUCGCGGUCCAGUAUUUUUGAUAUCAGUAUUUGCGGAUACUCGCGUCGACCUGCCUGCAAACUAACGUAGGAUAUACUCGUUACACCGUCUCCCUGAUACCUCAACGUUGUCAAUCUUGCGCGAUAAGUUCGUGACAACAUUGCGUCCAGCGUUUUACAAGACGCUACGAACGAAUCGAUCAAGCGUAAUUAAUUCCGUAUUGCCGAUCUUUGUUACCGAAACCUUUAUCGUUUAAUAUUUAAGCAACACACUCUUUCAGUUUUCUUUCCAUUUUCUUUUUAUUUCUUUUGUUCGUUUUUUUUUUCAAACGCCUUUCGUCUCUCUUGAUUCAUCUUCGUUUAAAACGAUCGGCGUAUCGACGAGGAGAAGAAUGGAAAUUUGC
Molecule: messenger RNA, 3389 nt
Organism: Colletes gigas
Lineage: Eukaryota; Metazoa; Arthropoda; Insecta; Hymenoptera; Colletidae
Product: zinc finger protein 69 homolog
Exons: 1
Coding region: 1-510 (169 amino acids)
Source: RefSeq, a predicted model, not a curated record